CCCAAAAACUUAUUUUUCUAUUUUUAACAACAAAAUUUUCAGUUAGCAAGGCCAGAAAUCUUGUCAAUCUCGGCCAGAAAAUGUCCAUCUCUGUAAAGCGGAGAACUGUGAUUUCGCCGCAGGAACUGCUAAAGUCGCUAGAGCUUUCCGGGGAUGAGGAACUCGAUCUGCAGAUCAAGAACUGGGUGAUGUGGGACCGCAAUGAGGCGACACUAAACCAGGUGACCGAUGCGAUCAGGGAUCAGGACUGGGAGGCUCUACGGGUGAGGCUGUGCAAGAGGAUUACCUAUUUACCAACUGGUAUGAGGGGAGGAAUGCGUGCUGGUUUCGACUCGCUGAACGAUGUGGUGAUCAUUGAGGUGGCCCAGGGCACCUGUGCUUAUCUCCUUGAUGUCUAUCCAAGCAUUCAGAAGCGGCAAACCCAGGGCGUGGUCGUUGGCUAUGAUGGAAGGUACAAUAGCAAGAGAUUUGCUCAGCUCAUCGCCACAGUCUUCUUGCAAAACGAUUACAAGGUCUACCUUUUCACCCGGAUGACACCGACACCAUUUAUACCCUUUACCAUUUUGGCACUUCAAUGUCUAGCUGGGAUUGUGGUCACCGCCUCGCAUAAUCCCAAAGAGGACAAUGGCAUAAAGGUAUACUGGUCGAAUGGGGCUCAGGUGAUGCCACCACAUGAUCAGCGGAUAAAUGAUUAUAUGCUUAAGAACCUGGAGCCAAAGCCUUCGUCCUGGGAAACUUCGGUUGUAAUGGAUCAUCCCUUAGUCGAAGAUCCCUUCCGCAAGGUGUACCCCCUGUUCUAUGAGACUUUGAAGAAGCUAUUGCCCCCGAUUUAUAUGGAAACCAAUGAGUGCAGUCAGUUAAGGUUCAUCUACACAGCUCUCCAUGGCGUUGGGUAUCCCUUCAUGAGAGAAGCCUUUUACCAGGCACGUCUCAAGCCUGUCAUUCCCGUCGUAGAGCAGAAAGAUCCAGAUCCUGAGUUUCCUACGCUGAACAAGCCAAAUCCGGAAGAGGGCAGGGAAGCCCUGAAGUUGGCCAUCAAAAAGGCUGAGGCAGAGCACUGCACUCUGGUGCUGGGCAACGAUCCGGAUGCCGAUCGCCUGGCAGUGGCUGAACUAGAUCCACGUGGCCGUUGGAAGAUGUUCAAUGGCAAUGAACUGGGCGCCUUGCUUGGAUGGUGGGCCCUGGAGAACUACAAGACAAGGACACCCAAGCCAAUCGUAUCCAAUUGCAUAAUGAUAGCCACACUGGUGAGCUCCCGAAUCCUGGCGGCGAUGGCACGUGUUGAGGGUUUCGUCUUCGUAGAAGGUAUGCCAAGUUUUCCCUGGAUGGCUAAUCGAGCCUUGGAACUGCAAAAAUCUGGUAGGACAGUGCUCUUCGCCUUCGAGGAGUGUUUUGGCUAUAUGUUCGGAAUGAGUUUAGCGGAUAAGGAUGGCAUUGGUGCAGCCAUGCAGUUGGCCAGCAUGGCCUGCUAUUUGCGUAGCACUCGGAAUGUAACGCUGAUCGAAAAGCUGAGAGAGAUCUAUGAUACAUAUGGCUAUCACUCCUCGGUGUCGUUUGUUUUCAUGGCAGAUGAACCGGCAACAGUGGUGACCAUCUUCGAGCAUUUGCGGAACUUCAACGAUGAAGGCGGCUAUCCCAAGUGCAUUUUGGAUGGCGAAUUCGAGGUUGUUCAUAUCCGGGACUUGACCACUGGAUUGGAUACUAGUUCUAGCGAUGAGAAGGCUCGCCUGCCUGUGAAUCCAGAGGCUCAGUUGAUUACCUUUACCUUUACUAAUGGCUAUAUGGUUACCCUGCGUGCAGCUCCCGAUGACAUCAAGAUCAAACUUAAUGCCGAGAUCUGCGGCUUGCCGGAGGAAAAGGAAUGGGAGGAGCUACAUGACAAGCUUAAUAGAAUGACCAAUGCGGUGGUAGAGGAGUUCCUUGAGCCAGAGGAACAUGGACUUGUAGAUACUUCAGUCAUUCAACCGGCUUAGGGUAAUGAUAGUCAAGAAAUUUUUUAAACAAAGGAAUAAAAUCUUAAAAAGACCUAGUUCCCCAUGUUAACUUAACCAUAUUUUCUGAAAACCUUUAUCUCUGCCUAUUAAAGUGCUGGGAAAAUGUA
Drosophila eugracilis is the source of this 2101-nucleotide messenger RNA. Its product is annotated as glucose 1,6-bisphosphate synthase. The transcript is spliced from 2 exons. The record is from RefSeq and is a predicted model, not a curated record. Gene Ontology annotation, biological process: purine ribonucleoside salvage; carbohydrate metabolic process. Gene Ontology annotation, molecular function: magnesium ion binding; phosphopentomutase activity. NCBI's taxonomy places the organism in Eukaryota, Metazoa, Arthropoda, Insecta, Diptera, Drosophilidae. Bases 81 to 1973 code for a protein of 630 amino acids.